Messenger RNA from Sinocyclocheilus grahami, 1959 nucleotides. Its product is annotated as partitioning defective 3 homolog B-like. The transcript is spliced from 7 exons. Gene Ontology annotation, molecular function: phosphatidylinositol binding. Bases 56 to 964 code for a protein of 302 amino acids. NCBI's taxonomy places the organism in Eukaryota, Metazoa, Chordata, Actinopteri, Cypriniformes, Cyprinidae. The record is from RefSeq and is a predicted model, not a curated record. Gene Ontology annotation, cellular component: cell cortex; adherens junction; apical junction complex. Gene Ontology annotation, biological process: establishment of cell polarity; microtubule cytoskeleton organization; establishment or maintenance of epithelial cell apical/basal polarity.
UGCUGCACACUGAUUUGGAAAGAAAAAAGAAGAGAAGAGCAAGACGGAGACAAAAAUGAAUGCGCAGAAGCAGACAUCAGAAAUUCUGAGUGAGGAAGAGUUGGAGAGGAUGAAGGAAGAGAGAGAAAGAAUUGAGGCCAAGCACCAGGAAUUGAGGGAACGCCAGGUCCGGGACCGCUUCUCCCCACCUGACGUGGAGGAUGAUGACCUUGACCCCAACUACGCCCGCAUCAACAACUUCAGGGAGCGCGGAUCACCUUCCCAGCCACGCUACGGGAACCGCAGCCCUUCCCCGCAGAGACCCCCGCCCCCAGUGUCCCACAGCAGAGAGCCAUCCGCAGAAGACCCUCUGGACGGCCUGUACGCCAAAGUCAACAAACAGCGAAGCCCUCCACCUCCUGCUGCAGACUGCAGUAUGGACCGUAUCCAGCAGCUGAGGAGGGAGUAUCUUCAGGCUCGUAGAGAGGGAGCAGCUCCAGCCUAUGAGGAACUGGAGGCCCGACGGAGAGGACCAGAGUACGACCAGCACAGAAUGCCAAUGAGAAACCCUGACCCCAGACUGACACCCCGCUAUGAGGACGUCGAGCGACAGUACGCCUCCCUGCCCAGAAGAGCACCAGUCGAACCUAAUGAGUAUCCCGUGCAGCCGUGGGCUGGACACAGGGACCCAACACACUACCCAAACCCACAGCCCGGCUACCACCCCAGCUACCCUCCCAGAGAUAACUACCCUCGCUCUGUGGACCCUCGGCAGAACGACUCAGGGUUCUAUCACCAUCCUCCACAGCAGAGAGGCCCGCUUCGACAGGACGUGCCCCCAUCUCCCACCAUACCCCUCCGAGGCCCUCGCUUCGACACCAUGAACCGUGGCGGCUACCGCAACACCAGCCCAGAGCGCUACGCAUACGGAGAGCCACGACACUCAGACCCAAGACAGAAAAGUCCAAUGACGGCAGCUGUUUAACCUCAACGUGUUUUUCACCUUGUGUACGAUGUUUCUAGAGCAAGCACCAUUGUGCCUACAUUUAUGGACAGGUGUUUACAUGUUUUUUUUACUAACAGUUUGCUCUAUACUAUCUCAUCUUGAUAGCCAAUGCUACAUCUUAGAGUCCUGACACAGCAUUUGCAGGGACAAUGUUCCAUAUAUAACUCACUCCCACUCAGACGGUCCCUCCAUAUGUUUGUGCGUCUGUAAGAUUAAUGCUGGCCUUCAGAUCCAGAUAUAAACACAUUCCAGCACCACUUUUAUUAGCACAUUAUUGUAUAAUCUUUACAAUGAUCAUUUAAAAUUGUGGUAUGUGUGCACCAAUGUGUGUCUGCUUGUGCUUACGUGAAAUAUUUUAGAGCACUCCAUAUACUCUUUGAAUUUAACUUUUAUAUAAUGGAAGGAUAUUAAACCACUGUACGAGAUGCAGAUCAACAUCUUCAAAUGUUUUUUAAACCGAUUUGGUCAUGAAUAACAAAAAAGUACAAUAAUUUCAUACUGAAAAUCUUAGUCUUGAAUAUUUUGUCAAAAAAACACAGUACAGCUGUCCUGUAUGUGAAGUCAUAUAAUCAGAGAAAGAUGAAGAAAAAGAGAUUGUUUUUUAGGAAGAGGAAAGGAGAGUCCAGAGAACCUCUGACACAGAGGAAGGAUGAGAACCACUCGUCUUCCUGGGCUUAUAACGUUCCCACCUAAAUCCACACUUAUGAAUGGGCUGCCUCUCAUUUGUUUUAAGAUUCUUUACUUUUUUGAUAGUAUUUCAUUCAAGUUUAAUGAUUUCACAUGUAUUUUGGUACAAAAGACUCUCUCUGCAUUCAGAGGUCAGGUAACAUGAUAAAUAAAAGUAUUAUUGAUUGUAGUACGUGAAACACGUAUGUAACUUUUUACAAAACAGAAUUAUCUUUGCACCUAGUAUCACUGCAUACAUUAAUACUAUGUACAAAAUGUUGUCUUUUAUAUAACACAUUUUCAAUAAA